Molecule: messenger RNA, 1687 nt
Organism: Hippoglossus stenolepis (Pacific halibut)
Lineage: Eukaryota; Metazoa; Chordata; Actinopteri; Pleuronectiformes; Pleuronectidae
Gene: asf1bb
Product: anti-silencing function 1Bb histone chaperone
Exons: 4
Coding region: 205-804 (199 amino acids)
Biological process (GO): DNA replication-dependent chromatin assembly
Cellular component (GO): nucleus
Molecular function (GO): histone binding
Source: RefSeq, a predicted model, not a curated record
GGCGAAGAAAAGAAGGAGUCAGUGACGUAUUUCCGCCGUCAGUGGAGUCGCCGCGGGUAAUGUCGGUGAUGUCAAAGAGAAAGAAGGAGAACUAAACUUUAACUCACGCACCCGAAGACAGACAACGCAACAGCGUGCGAAACUACCCGGGGACGCAGCACUUUGUUCGCGCAGCAGCUUAGCCAUCUAGUUUCCAGCUCCGCCAUGGCCAAGGUGCAAGUGCUAAACGUUGCUGUGCUGGACAACCCGAGCCCGUUUGGAAACCCGUUCCAGUUUGAAAUAACGUUCGAGUGCAUGGAGGAUUUGCCGGAAGACCUGGAGUGGAAAAUCAUCUAUGUUGGUUCAGCUGAGAGCGAAGAAUAUGACCAGGUCCUCGACUCUGUUCUUGUUGGCCCGGUACCGGCUGGCAGACACAUGUUUGUCUUUCAGGCUGACGCCCCCAACACAGGGCUGAUUCCAGAGAGUGACGCUGUAGGAGUGACAGUGGUCCUCAUAACCUGCACCUACCGUGGACAGGAGUUCAUUCGAAUUGGUUACUAUGUCAAUAAUGAAUACACAGACCCUGAACUACGAGAAAACCCACCCCUCAAACCAGACUAUACUCAGCUCCAGAGGAAUAUUUUAGCCUCCAAUCCUCGCGUCACCCGCUUCCAUAUCAACUGGGAGGGCUUGGCGGACAAGAUGGAGGACAGCGAGAACGUGGACCCAUCCCCCAACAUCGGUGGCAUGCUCCCUCCUUCCUGUAUAACAGGAAAGAUGCCCCCUCUUGGACUAAUGCCAGACAACUCCAUGGACUGCAUGUAAGAGUCAUCAGUUCGAUAUAAUGGACAUGAAGCUCUUAUUUUCUGUAACUCACCAACAUCGCAAACACACAUAUUUGGACAAGGAGGCCAUGGAUGUAUCUACGUGACAUGUGGACAUUAUAAGGAAGCACAGACAUGUCAGUGGGAACACUUUUUUAUAUCACUUACACAAUUGCAUCUUGGAUAUUUAGCAACAGUUUCCCUUCAUAACCAGCAAUGCCUUAUUUUUUUUUUUACCAUAUCUCUGUCUUGCAUCAUGUUAUAGCUGAGCCAGAGACAUUUUGAGUCAUCAGGGUGUGGUGAUUGUAUAACAGGAAUGUUGUGUCCUCACAGCCCCAGAGACGUGCAAGUCAUACUCCUUCACUGAUGUUGACCUGUUUGGUUCCCUUUUACCCAUGUUAUGGGCAGCGCUGUAUACUGUGUGUCAGAAUAGGUGUAGCUCUGUCUGCUUAUAGAAAAACAAUGCAUUGUUCUGUACGUUUGUGUCAUCUCAUGUAAAUCAAUAGCGUCCGGAGAAAACAAAUCUUAGUUUUAUAAUAUGGGCCAUUUUCAGGGGUGUGUUGCAAUGAGCAGCUUGACUUGCAGUUAGCCGGACAGCUGGUGCAGAGUACAACCUUUUACUUAAACCUGCUGCUUUGAACAGCAACUCUUAACAUGUUACAUAAGAUGUCUGUCUGCAGAAAACAUGGAGGUGAAGGAGAUACAGAUGCCACAUUGCAGUCAAAUUGCUUUUGAAAAUUAAGGCUCACUGUAAAUAAUGUUUACCAAGUGCUUAUUUCGUCUUCCAGAUAAGAAGACUUAUUUUCUUUUUGUACUUACUAUAUAAUCUGCCUCAGUAUUUGUUAUAACAGUGAUGGGAUUAAUAAAAAUGUGUUUUUUGUGGA